Pomacea canaliculata is the source of this 1589-nucleotide messenger RNA. RefSeq lists its product as uncharacterized. Gene Ontology annotation, cellular component: membrane. Bases 259 to 918 code for a protein of 219 amino acids. Lineage: Eukaryota; Metazoa; Mollusca; Gastropoda; Architaenioglossa; Ampullariidae. The transcript is spliced from 9 exons. The record is from RefSeq and is a predicted model, not a curated record.
GACGUCAAGAGUAUAAAUUAUUGCGCAAGUCUCUGAGGGUUGUGGUCAACAAAAACAACAUACUUCCUGUCGAGAGGUCGACAAACAUCUCUCUACUACUACUACAUGGCUCUACUACUUUCAUUCUUCUUGUUUUCUCGCCAGCACCAUUGCUCGAACUCGAAGACAGGUGACGCUCGUACUCUGACAAGUCAGACGCACAGUGACUAAAGUGUGUGGAAAUUGUAAAUAGCAGACAGCUUCCACCAUGAGCACCAUAUGUGUUGUCAAGGUUAUCGUCGGUAUCGUCAACAUCGUCCUUUUUAUGGCGGGAAUGACGAUGUUCGUGAUUGGUCUCGUGAUCCUGACGGAGCCGACAUUCUCGCAGACAGCAUUGCCUCGGUGAAGAGUGGGCUGGAGGAAGCAGCCAAGCGGGCGGGCAUCACCUUGGUAACAAGCAGCUUCAGCGUCGCCUCCAUUGCCUUCUGCUUUAGUGUCGCGCUCAUCAUCUUCGGCAUCUUUCUGGCCGUCGUCUCUGUCCUCGGGUUCAUCGGCGUCUCCUGCGGAUUCAAGUCUGCCCUAGUGGUGCAUUUAAUCCUCACGCUCAUCUUGUUCCUCGCACAGCUCGUACUCGUCCUCAUCGCCGUCAUCAACCCCAGUGUGUUUGACGAUGCUGUCAAGCCUCAUUUGAAACAAACGAUCACUGAAAACUACUCAGGCAUGAACAGCUCCGACUCCACCACCCAGAUUUGGAACGGUGUGAUGAUUAAGCUGAGUGCUGUGGUGUCGACAACUACAACGACUUCUACUCGUCUUCCAAGUGGCCGCGGAAGCUGGGUAACACCAGCAACUUCACCACUCCUCUGGCCUGCUGCAAAACUAUCAACACUGAUUAUACCUGUGCUGUUACACCAACACCAGCCACCAGUAACUACUUAACGGGAUGUUACUCCAAAUUUUGGGAUUUCAUCCAGUCUGGUAUUGCAAUCGGCAUCGUUGUGGGAAUACUAGCAUUUCAGCUGUUGUUGAUAAUUUUAACGUACAUUAUCAUACACUCCUAUCAGAAGGUUGGCAAUACAACGUAAACACUGCCGAUGGCUUCUCACAGAUUAUUGUGAUUGAAUGAAGCGAAACAAUGAACUUAAGCGAAUGGCGACAGCAGUCUGUGAUGUCUUGUAGACUGCUGGCUGUUCUCUGUUUCACCUGUCCAGUGUGUUGCGGUUGUUGUGCCAAGGAUUUGUUUGUGUUGAAAAGUUACAAAUACACCACACUGCACUUAUCAUCAUAAAAGAAAUUGUGUAGAAGAUAACUCCAAAGAUGACAGGAAACAUCACCGUGACAGUCUGCAUGGCAUGGGAGCGUUUAUGUGACGUUUUGAUAGUUCAAAGUUCAGUGAUUUUUAAUUUUGUGAGUGGUCGUCAUCUACCUGUGCACGAAUUCAUGAUAGACACUGUGUGUUUGUGUUUUAAUUACAAAUCACCUAGAUAUAGAGCCUUGAUUUACUUUGGCAAAACAAGUAUAUGGAAUUCUUAUGUAAUGAUUUUUUUUCAUACUCAUCACUGUUUUCAAGUUUCCAAAAAUUUGUAAGUUACAAAAUAAUUUUGUACAUA